Molecule: messenger RNA, 686 nt
Organism: Tetranychus urticae (two-spotted spider mite)
Lineage: Eukaryota; Metazoa; Arthropoda; Arachnida; Trombidiformes; Tetranychidae
Source: RefSeq, a predicted model, not a curated record
CUGAUUGUUACCGAAACUGUCACGAUUCAGAUCAAGUUUCGUGCAUUACUUUUUCAUUUUGCAACACUGGUGGUGUAACUGAGUGUAGAGUAAGCAGCUUGCAGUCUUCGGACAUUAUAAAUCGAGACUUGCAUACUGAAAAUGACAUCCACUGUACAAUUUUCUCUAUUAACAUUCUCAACGAUUAUUCAAAAGCACUCAAUAGAAAAUUUAAAACUCAGCUUUCAACUGUGAUGCAAACAGAUCAGCAUUUCUGUGCAGAAUCUUGUCAUGCUUCGUCUGAAUGCAUAUCGUUUCAAUACUGUGAUGGUUCUUGUAGUUUUGGUGGUUUAUUCACAGAUGCAGAUAAACAAUAUGAUGAAGAAUGCACAAUAUGUUUUCCCAAAGCAGCUGGAAAAUACCAAAAAACGGGAAACAAAAUAGUAUCAGAUGUGAUUAGCACCGAAACCAAAUUAACCUUGGAUCAAUGUGCUUCAUUGUGUCUUCGAUGGUCUGAUGGCAAAGCUAAAUGUCAAUCAUUCAACUACUGUCCUAAAAGUAGAACAGAAAGUUCUUGUUCACUGACUCAAUUUUCAAUUAAAAGUCCUGGUACCAAAACCACUGAAGGAGACGGAUGUUCAAACUACGAGUUAAAAGUGGAAUCGAAUGGAAAUGCAAUCCAAGAAUCCAAUAUCAAUGAAAAAUAA